UAACGCGCUUUUGGCCACAACAGUUUCGUCAGAUCUUUCGGCUUCGUUGCACGCAUUGUCUGUCGUUUGCUGUUGCUCCUUCUCCGUCACCUUCUACUAAGUCUUCUUUCAAUUCAUUCAAUUUUAUUGUAGCCUCAAAUAAAAAAAAACUAGUUUUACGUUUUCGGUCUCGGUUUCGAUUAAACUUUUGCGUAUUGUGUUGUGUAUUGUGUUUGUGCAGAAAACCAGAAACUUGACAUCUUUUAACAAAAAAAAAUUGAAUUAAAAGUAAACAAAAGAAUAUUUAACUUAAUUGCAAAAAGCAGCUAAGAAACAACAACAACAAAAUGAGAGUGCCCACCAUGUUGUCGGAAAUCGAUAAGCUGCCCUCGAUUCAAGUGGGCGACUUUACGCUACAAUUCGAACUGGGAGAAGCAUCUGCUGCAGCCAAGGAAGUGGCAGUAAAAGAGCUUCGGGAGUCACCCGAACGCCAGAAACAGGCAGCCCAGGAACUUAAACGUCUGCUUGAAGCGGAAACCGAUCUGUACUGCCCCAAGGACAAUGAAGAGUGGCUGAUACGCUUCCUGCGUCCCUGCAAGUAUUAUCCGGAGAGUGCGCGCGACUUGAUCAAGCGUUACUAUUCGUUCAAGGUGAAGCAUUCGGAUGUGUAUAACAAUUUGAAGCCCACAAGGGAAGAAAAUAUCUUCAAGAAUAACAUACUCACGGUGUUUCCAAAUCGAGAUCAGUGUGGACGUCGUAUUCUUCUGCUGGAACUGGGCAAGCGCUGGAAGCACAAACAGGUGACGCUAGAUGAGGUCUUCAAAGGUGCUGUUAUUUUUCUGGAGGCUGCCAUGCUGGAACCGGAAACACAAAUCAAUGGAGCCGUUGUCAUCUUCGAUAUGGAUGGACUGAGUCUGCAACAGACCUGGCAGUUUACGCCGCCAUUUGCCAAGCGCAUUGUGGAUUGGCUGCAGGAUUCGGUGCCGUUGCGCAUCAAGGCAAUUCACAUUGUGAAUCAGCCAAAGAUCUUUAAUGUUGUCUUUGCGCUAUUCAAGCCAUUCUUGCGCGAGAAGCUGCGUAGUCGCAUCAUCUUCCAUGGCACCGAUCGUGAAUCCCUGCACAAGUACAUGUCCCCGAAAUGUCUGCCAUCCUGUUAUGGCGGCAUCCUUGAGCUGCCCCGCAUCGAUGGCGAUCAAUGGUAUCAACUGUUGCUCAUGUGCGAUGCGGAGUACGAGGCGAUUAAUUCGUAUGGUUAUAAAAAGAAGUGAUUUUCCACCCACAUUGAUUGUGUACAGCAAGUGAUAUUUUCUCGUAUACCCACAACUCGAUUAAUAUGCAUUAAGCUAGUUAACUGUUAUACGCUUUUACAGCCAACGCUUGCGAUAGUCUUAAAAGCCAAGAAGUUUGCCUUAGUUUUAAGCAAUAGAUGCGUUCUAAUCUGGCAGUAAGUUUAGGUAUAACACCUAAAACAUAAUGAACUUUAUACAUUUAUAUUUAAACGGGGUUAAGCGUACUUAUAGUGUGUUAUAUACUUUUAUUACUUAGUUAAACGUACUAAAAUAUAUUCAUAUAUAAAUCUUACAUUUUAUAAUGAAA
Molecule: messenger RNA, 1575 nt
Organism: Drosophila innubila
Lineage: Eukaryota; Metazoa; Arthropoda; Insecta; Diptera; Drosophilidae
Product: alpha-tocopherol transfer protein-like
Exons: 6
Coding region: 327-1247 (306 amino acids)
Cellular component (GO): membrane
Molecular function (GO): phosphatidylinositol bisphosphate binding
Source: RefSeq, a predicted model, not a curated record